AUGGCGCUUGCUCUACCUGAAAUACUAAAUAAGAUUCUAAAUGUCUUAGCUAAAGAUAACACACUAUAUCCCACUUUUCUCGUCUCUAAACUUGAUAUUGGUUGGGCGGAGAAAUCACUCUGUGAAAUUGCGCACGGCUCAUGUAAUAAGUUAAAACACCUAGGAAUUAGUGGAUAUCAGAAUCUUAUCACUGAUAGUAUUAUACAUAAUAUCGCAGAAUCCUACCUUAUCCUCCAAUCCUUAGAUAUUAGUGAUUGUAAUAGACUUACUGAUACUGCUAUUUAUACCAUCACAGGUUUAUAUCCAAAUCUAAGAAGUUUAAAACUUAAGCACUGUGAUGGAAUAAGUGAUACUGCCAUCAGGAAAAUCGCACAACAUCAUUAUUUGGAAUAUCUAAAACUAUGCACUGUAAAAGAAAUUUCCAAUUCAUCAAUUUCUAAAAUUGCAACGUGUUCUAGUAUUGUAUAUCUUUAUCUUGGACAUGCUGAGUUCGUUUUCAAUACAACACUUAAAGCUGUUGCAGAACAUUUAAAUAGUGUAGAAUAUCUUGGCCUGAAAAAUUGUUAUAGAGUUAGUCAAAAAAUAGUGAACAAGAUAUUUCCUGAUCUCAAAAUAGGAGGGUAUUAUACACUUCCUAUUUAA
This is a messenger RNA of Rhizophagus irregularis DAOM 181602=DAOM 197198, 642 nucleotides long. The record is from RefSeq and is a predicted model, not a curated record. Lineage: Eukaryota; Fungi; Glomeromycota; Glomeromycetes; Glomerales; Glomeraceae.